CAAAACAUAUCGGAUCCUACCAUCACCGUUUUCAAUACAGUGUGUUUUUAAAGCGGAGAAUUCCUCUGAUAAUGUACAGGAUAUUAUCUGUGUCAUUAUCACAGAAUCCAUCAUGCGAGUCAUUAUUUUGUCGUCAUCGGUUUAUUAUUUAAAGGAAUAACUCAGGAGUAGUCAGGGCUGCUGGAAAACUGCACACACACACACACACAGUCGCGCGCAGAUGCACACACGCAAGCUUUUGCCAAAUGGCCACAUAAAUAUGUGUCCGCUAAAGGAACAUGACUCGUCUUCGUGUAAUUGAAUGAGCACGCAGUUGAACACACAAGCUCGUUUUUAGGUGUGUGUGUGUGAGAGAGAGAGAGAGAUGUUGCUGGCCUCGGCGGUGGUGGUAUGGGAAUGGCUGAACGAGCACGGCCGCUGGAGGCCCUACAGCCCGGCUGUGUCGCAUCACAUCGAGGCGGUGAUCCGCGGAGAGACCCGCGGCGCAGGCAGCGUAGCGCUCGGCCAGGUCGACUCCAGACUCUCGCCCUACAUCAUAGACCUGCACUCCAUGCACCAGUUCCGCCAAGACACCGGUACAUUGCGACCAGUGCGGCGGAGCUUCUAUGACCCGCGCUCAGCUCCAGGGCAGGGCUGGGUGUGGGAAUGGGAGAAUGACUCCGGCACAUGGACGCCAUACGACACAGAAGUGGGAAUUGCCAUCCAGGCAGCACGUGAGCGGCAGCAACCGUGGCUGGACCUGACGCCACUUGGUUUUUGCUAUCUUAUCGAUCUGCAGGGAAUGACGCAGAUAAACAGGCAGACGCAGCGCCGGCGGCGCAUUCAAAGACGCUGUGAUUUGGCUUACCCACUUGUCUCAGGCCCUCUGCCCAAGCCUCAUGCCUGGACAUCCAAUGGAAGUGCAGCACACUCAGGGAUGAGUGUGUCUGGAAUUGGAGGAGGGAACGGUAGUGCGUACCCAAGCGGAGCCCUUCCUGCUUCAGCAAUCACUUCUCUUGGUCAGCCUUGCUCAUGUCAGCAGUGCAUGUUGGUCUUGGGUGUCAAAACCACAAGCAUGGCGCAGACUCUUGGGCGGAAAUCCAUGCCUCUACCCAGACCGAGAAGCCCAAAAACUGCCCAGCGUUCCCACACAUACUCGCUCACUCUCCCACACAGGAACUCCACAGCAGCUGGAGGUUUUGCACACACACUCUCUGUGCUGGACUCUGCCACAGCCGCCCUGUCACUUUCCUCCACUCGUCCUCCUCCCCCUACUGUACCUCCACCUCCUCCACCUUCCUCUACUCCUCAUGCUACCUCUCCACCAAAUCAAACAUCCUCCAGUGCCCUCAUCUCUACAACUGCCACCUGUGCCCCGACCCCUUCUGCCCGAGUCCUGGGCCCUGUGUCUUCAGCAGCCUGCGCUGCCCCAGUGCCACCCCGCGCCAGCCUGGCAGGCCUCAGCCGUCCCGCGCUUCAAAGGAUCGCCAUGGCACAGUCACGGGCACUUAUUGCCUCUGGAGUCCCAACAGUCCCAGUGAAGAACCUAAAUGGAUCCAGUCCUGUUCACCCAGCCUUGGCUGGCAUAACGGGUAUCUUGAUGAGUGCUGCAGGACUUCCUGUUUGCUUGACUCGCCCUCCCAAAUUGGUUCUCCACCCUCCACCCGUAAGCAAGAGUGACAUAAAGCCUGUGCCAGGGCUCGGCCACUGCUGCCGCAAAACCACCAAGAAGCAAGCCCGCAAAGGCAGAACUCCUGAGGAAGUCGUGCGGAGGUACUUGCAGAAGGUCCGCAACCCUCCAGAGGAGGACUGCACUAUUUGUAUGGAGGCUCUAGCAGGUCCCUCUGGCUACAAAGGCCCUGGCGUGGGUGGCAUUUCCCGGGCAGAGUCGGUCGGCCGUCUGUCUCAGUGUGGGCACCAGUACCACCUGCAGUGCCUAGUGGCCAUGUAUAACAAUGGUAACAAAGACGGCAGCCUGCAGUGUCCCACCUGCAAGACCAUUUACGGAGUAAAGACUGGCAACCAACCACCAGGCAAGAUGGAGUAUCAUGUCAUCCCGCACUCACUGCCCGGGCACCCUGACUGCAAAACCAUCCGGAUUAUCUACAACAUACCCCCAGGCAUUCAGGGUCCUGAGCACCCAAACCCUGGCAAGCCGUUCACAGCACGUGGAUUUCCCAGACACUGCUACCUCCCUGACAGUGAGAAAGGCCGCCUAGUGUUGAAGCUGUUGUUGGUGGCAUGGGACCGCAGGCUGAUCUUCUCCGUGGGAACCUCCAGCACGACUGGAGAGACCGACACGGUCAUUUGGAAUGAAGUCCACCACAAGACGGAGUUUGGCUCCAACCUGACGGGCCACGGCUACCCUGACUCAGGCCACCUGGACAACGUCCUGGAGGAGCUGAGGGCACAAGGUAUAACUGAGGAAGACUGUCUGAGGGACUGAAAGGACGAACGGGACAAGAUGUUGUGCCAAGUUAGCGAUCUAGAGAUCAAAUUUCAGAAGCAACUGGAACUUCAAUGCUGGAAAUAGAAAAUCCAGUGUUAAGGAAGCUGGAGGAGCUAGGAUUCAUUACAAACUCCUUCCAUUCUCUGAUACUAUCUUUGUAAUGAUGAAGAAAGCUUUGAAAUCAGACUGUGACCUAAUUUUGCUUCAGAGCUAGUUUAACAGACUUGGAGCAUAGGGGAAAAUGAGUACAAACUAAUUUACUAUUGCUGGUGUCUGUUUAACAAUUUCUUGUAUUGUAGUUCUGUGAAGGUUACUCCACGCUGAGGUACUUCUGUGCAUGUAAUUAUAACACUUGGUGGAUUAAGUCCUUUUUUUUGUAUGAUGGAGGCCCUCACAUUUUUUGCUAUGAAGCUCCAGUGGCAGUUUCAGAUGGAAUGUGAAUGUUUACUGCCCUCUAGUGGCACUUGAUUAUACAUUCCAUCCAUAAUCAUUGUAUAGUCACUUGGUUUUAUCAUGGGUUUCAUUAUUAUUUUUAUCUACACUACAUUAACUGAUUUUUUAAAAAUUUUUUUACUCAUUUUAAUUUUGUUGUACCUUAUUUUAUGUUAUAGGUAUAUAGUUCAUAACUCAGAAACCAAUGAUUUGGUAUGACUUUAGAUAACUAAGCUAAUAUGUCUUUGUCAUGGGUUGAUGUACUUGUCCUUGGACAUUCAACUCAACCCAUUUGAAGUAUUUAUCAGUAUUAAAGCCAGCUAGCAUGUGGAAAUUAGGGGUAAUGACAAACGCACAAAACAGCCAGUUUUGUCCUAACCCUUUAAUUCACAAAACCACACGCAAAGCACGAGUAAACGAAAAUAAAGUUUUAGGGAUUAGACAUGCAGCAAGAGAUUAAAUGUAUGACAUAUGAACCAGUGCUAAAUGUACCCACUUUUAGGAUAAAUGUGAUCUACGACAUGUCAGACUUGUGUAGAGGUUUGACAUCAAGUCAAGUAACUCAAGAUACCAUAUUGGUCAUUGGGGAUCGGCGUUAACUACCAGGCUGGAGAAAGCUUGCUCGCUUUGGAACAUCUGGUCCUACUUUGUGGGUAGAUCUGUGCUGUGGUCUCCGGUUACUUUUCUAGUCAGUCAUUGGUAGGUCCAUGAUGGACAUGUUUACAAAAAAAGAAGAAAAAAAAAAGAAAAAGAAGUAUUGUUGUCGAGACAUUUGAGCAUGUGUGUACAUGCAAAUAUAAGCUUACAUUUAUAGUUGAAGUAUUACUGUGUGCUGUACGUGUUUUUGUACACAUGUUCUGACUCAAUACCAUGUUUUUGCAUCAAGUGUUGCAGCAACUCAGUAAGGCAAGCACUUCUAAUUCUUUUUUUUUCGUCUGUAUGUUUUUUCAUUAUUAUUAUUAUUAUUAUUUCUAAUUUGUUAUAUGUUUUGAUUUUUAGUAAUGUUUCUUAUAAGCUGUGUAUGGGUUUCAUUUUUUUUUCUUUUUUGUACUGUGACGUUUGACUCAUUGAUUGCACUUGUAUUUUUUUCAUGAUAGUUGUUCUGGUUAUUACAGUAAAAUUUCAGCCGAGAGAAAGCUACAAAGAAACAGUGUGUGGAGCUAGAACUAUUGUUGCUGUAUAAUAUAAAACUGUACAGAAUAAUGUGCAUAUUAAAUAGCUGCUGGAAUCCUGAAUGAAUAUUAAAAAGAAGAUACACAUAGGGUUUGUUCUCUCCAAAUGCUGUUAUUUUUCAUUCAUGUCAAACAACAUAAAUUCAUUUAUUCACAGACAA
Clarias gariepinus (North African catfish) is the source of this 4193-nucleotide messenger RNA. It is a transcript of the gene dtx4a, whose product is annotated as deltex 4, E3 ubiquitin ligase a. The transcript has 9 exons. Gene Ontology annotation, molecular function: ubiquitin protein ligase activity; zinc ion binding. Bases 365 to 2425 code for a protein of 686 amino acids. The record is from RefSeq and is a predicted model, not a curated record. NCBI's taxonomy places the organism in Eukaryota, Metazoa, Chordata, Actinopteri, Siluriformes, Clariidae. Gene Ontology annotation, biological process: protein ubiquitination; Notch signaling pathway. Gene Ontology annotation, cellular component: nucleoplasm.